Molecule: messenger RNA, 1554 nt
Organism: Prorocentrum cordatum
Lineage: Eukaryota; Dinophyceae; Prorocentrales; Prorocentraceae
Source: the annotation of a GenBank genome assembly
UGGCUCAGGCGAUCCAGCUUCGAGUUGGCACUUCUGCGUUUUGCCACGCCCGGCCACAAGAUGGCGCCCCGCACGCGCCAGCCUCGCAGCAGCCUCUUUACCUACGUUGUGCUCGGCGCGCUCGCCGCACAGCUGCUGGUUGACCUGGAGGUGUCCGACUUUGUCGACGGAGAGACCCACGCGGCGUUUGCGGCCCCUCGCACCGCCACCUCCUCUCCCGAGGACUGCCGUGGAUGCCCUUGCGGCGAAGACGCUCACGCGCAGCAUCGAGGGUCCGCAGAGCGGCCGCCAGCGCCCCGGGGGCCGCACUACGGCCCACGCGGCUGCGCCGGUGACGAGCAUCACGCAGAAGGUGAUCAACGCCAUGGGCGCGGGCGCAGUCGCCUCCGUCAUCCAAGCAGCGCUCUCGGCGGUGGGCGAGCCUAUCGUGAACCGCGUGCUCGUGAAGCGCAUGAAGAUCAUGGAGGCGAUCAACGACGUGAGUGCUGCACAGAUGCUCAACUUCUUCAAGACGACGCUGGCCACGAAUUUCCUCAAGUUCCCGUUCUUCGAGGCCAUCAAUGCCUUCUGCGCUGCAUUCCCCAUCAGCCCGACCUACCGUGGCAUCUUCACGGGCUUCGUCUUCACCACGGCUACCCUCCCGGUCACGAACUACAGGUACCGUAAGUCGAUGGAUUUGGAAGUAAAUUGGGCUAACAUCUAUGAGGCCUACCCGCCCACGGUCAUCCGCGACAUCGUGUAUGGCAUCGCCCGCAACUACUGCACUAUCGCCGUGCUCGGUCUCAACUCGGCGUGGUCGAUCACCUCGCCUGAGGUGUUGUUCAUUGUCGUGAUCCUGGGCUGCAUUAUCUCGGCACCCUUCAAUGAAUGGCGCGGCUAUCUCCUGCAGUCCAAGGGCCAGGAGCUCACAUUCAAGGAGUUUUUCAAGCCAUCGAACUUCGUGCGCUCCACCUCGCUCGGGGCGAUCAAGCAAGGCUUGGCGCUUGCUCUGGGCUACUGGUGCGCACCGCCGGCGACGAGGAUGGUUGCUGGCCUCGUCGCCUCCAUCAAGGGCGCCUUCUGAGACGGCGCCUGGGGGCGGCCGCCCCGGAGCGCGCCCCACGCGCCAGCCGCUGGCCCCAUCCGCUUCCACAUCCUGCCGUUCUUCCGCUCCGUCUUCUUCUUUCCCCAUUCCUUCUUGGCCGCCCCUGGCCUCCCCCGUGUUGCUCUAUUUCCUAGCUUUCCCGCUUCUGACUCUGCUAUCGUCAGUGUCGCCGUGUUUUCGGCGCAUUGCCCGCAUUUCGUCGUUCCUACAGGAGCUGUGGAGGAGUUCGGGGGGGGAACUUCUCUCAGCUGCGCGCGGCCGGCUAAAAUAGUUGGCGCGCCGUCGACCCUCUCUUUCUAGAGCGAUCCGUGGGCGAGGCAAGUUCUGUGCAGCCCCAAAGAACGGACAGCGGAUCUCCCGUCUCGUAUGACGUUUAGCUUUCGCAUCGUUUCUUGUCCGCCUGCCCUCUUAUCGUCUCUUUUUCUCGGCCUGUGAACUCCUCCUCCUCCUCCUCCUCCUUUCCCUCCUCC